This is a messenger RNA of Notothenia coriiceps (black rockcod), 2455 nucleotides long. RefSeq names its product histamine receptor H2b (gene hrh2b). Gene Ontology annotation, cellular component: plasma membrane. Bases 198 to 1295 code for a protein of 365 amino acids. NCBI's taxonomy places the organism in Eukaryota, Metazoa, Chordata, Actinopteri, Perciformes, Nototheniidae. Gene Ontology annotation, biological process: adenylate cyclase-activating adrenergic receptor signaling pathway; positive regulation of MAPK cascade. The record is from RefSeq and is a predicted model, not a curated record. The transcript has 2 exons. Gene Ontology annotation, molecular function: G protein-coupled receptor activity.
GUGUUAACAGCCCUGGGACUGUGGGAAAACACAUGGCUUUGAAGUGCUUUACACUCAAUGAUCUACUACUGAUCCUGAAAACCUUCAAACAAAGGAGCCAUGUAGAAAGGUGUCUGAUGGAAAAGUAACCUGUCCUUGGUGAACCCGUUUCCUGAGCGAACGAACCACAGCACUGUGUUUAAGGAGUGGAGGUGACCAUGAUCUCCAUGGCUCUCCGCUCGCUCGUUCUGGUGGCUUUCAUCAUUCUGACCGUCGGUGGGAACAUGCUGGUGUGUUUGGCUGUGGGACUCAGCCGUCGACUGUGGCGCAUCGCUAACUGCUUCGUUGUGUCCCUGGCGGUGACGGAUCUGAUGCUAGGCCUGCUGGUGUUGCCCUUUUCUGCCAGCGUGGAGUUGCGCAGCGGAAAAUGGCCCCUCGGAGGAGCCCUGUGUAACAUCUACAUCUCUCUGGAUGUGCUGCUCUGUGCAUCCUCAAUCCUCACCUUGAUGGCCAUCAGUGUGGACCGAUACUUAGGCAUUACAGCUCCCCUUAGCUACUCCCGGAGAGUUACCCGUCUGAGGGUGACACUGGCCUUGAUCACCAUCUGGGCUUUGUCACUAGCAGUGUCCUUUGUGCCCAUCCACCUGGGCUUGAACACAGCAGACUACAGAGUGCAGCACUCGGACUGGGGCAUGGGGGAGGACAAAGAGGGACACUACUGCCAGUUUGAAUGGAAUAACAACUACGUUCUCGUUUAUACCUUUGGCACAUUUUACCUGCCUCUGCUGCUUAUGUGCGGAAUGUAUCUUUGCAUAUUCAGAGUGGCACGAGAACAGGUGAAGCGAAUUCGUGCUGCCACUCCGUCGUUUGCACGCUCAGCAUCAAAUGCAGCCAUAGCUCGGGAGCACAAAGCUACAGUGACAUUGGUAGCUGUUCUGGGGGGUUUUGUCAUCUGCUGGUUCCCCUACUUCACCUUAUUCACCUGCAUGGGCAUAAAGGAAAAUACAAACCCCCCUAAUACACUUAACUCUGUGGUCCUGUGGCUGGGCUAUUUUAACUCGGCUCUUAACCCAAUCCUGUAUCCAGCCUUCAACAGGGAUUUCCGCAAGGCCUACGCAGAGCUGCUUCGCUGCAGAGGGUCGUUUCGCAGAAAACUGCAGCUCACUCGUGUGUCAAUUCAUAAACGAUUGACCUUUACUAAUGGACAAAUGGUCUCCCAACAGUCUGAGAAACAUAAAAACACGGAUAAUAAUGUAACUGACACAAAGACCGUCAGUCCACAGGAGAGAAAUGGUAUCCCGAGUGAGCCAAGCUAAAUUGCUAUGGACCUGUUGUUGUUCUGCUGGACUGUAAACCUGCAGCAAGAUGUUGUAAAUGAACAUGCUAACUAUCACUUAGAUGUUACGCAUUGUGCCAAAGAUAAUAUGUACACCUCAAAACACAACAUUCAAGGUUUCAGCACAGCAUUUGUGUUAAUGUACCGGGUAUUGAUAACACUUUCUUUGGCACCAAUGUGGAAAAUUCAUUAUGAAAAUACAAAAACAGGGUCUUAACCUGAUGAUGGCACCUUAUUACACAUUGUUUUAAUCAUUUCUAAUGAUAAAUGCAAUGGCAAUUUAGAGUUAGAAUCACAAUGCAGUGCAUUACAUCAGAUUAUAAUGUAUUAUAAGACAAUCAUAAUGUAUUAAAACUAAAGGAAAUUUUAAACACAAUCAGUCAGCGUGUGACAAUGAAGGUUAAUGCUUUUAAGCAUUAUAUAGUAAAAUAUAUUACUAAAAUAUGCUCAGCAAUUUGUUGUGAUUACUAUAAAGUAUCAUUAAUAAAUGUAUACAGUGCUAUAAGCAUAUUUUGAUGGAUUACAAUAAUAAUAGCAAUAUAAUACAUUUCAUUUAUAGUGUGCUUUUCAAGAUACUCAAAGACACUUUUACGGGGUAAACAUAUUGAGUAUGUUUAUAAUGCAUUAUAGAAAUGGGCACCAUAGAAAGUGUUACCAAAGUAUUAUAAUGUACAGUACUGAAUUGUCUGUUUAUAAGGCAGGUGUAAAAAGCAAAGAAAAAUGUAAUUCAAAAUAAAGGGCAGACAGACGGCAGAGUGGAAUAAAUAGAUGACUCAGUAAGUUUCCCAGUUAUUUUCCUGGAGACACAGAUGGUUACAAAGUGUUUAUUUUCUCUCCCGUCAGCCCUGCCAAUUAAAGUGAAUAAGUGACCAGCAAGUUGAUUUUUUAUGUGCAAAAUGUGUAUAUGUUUGACUUGACCUCGGCACGGUGACCUUUAUGACUUCCUGUAUGUUUUUACAGAUGAAUUGCUACUGGACAGAACAGCUGCCCCCAACAAGUCACGCUUGGACGGACACUAUAUCAUUUUUCAUUAAAUACAAUAAAAUCUACAUCCAUGAAAAGAUUGCUUGGAUAUAUACUUUAUAUCCUUUUGGGGAUUAUUCUCAUGUAAAGACAGCAAAGGUUAAAAUAAUGUGACAA